AUGGGAGCUGCUGACGCGCUGAGAGGGAGGAAGGCGCAUAUCGGCAUGAUGAUGGAUCAUCAGGGCAUGCUCAAUACCACCGCUGCUGCAGGCAGUAGUAAAAACCCCAGCGAGAAGGCUAGUAACGAGGGUGGUGCGGCUAAUAACGAGGAUAAAGACCCAGCUGGUGCUGCUGACGAGGAUGAGGAUGAUGAUGACGAGGCGGGCGGCGGGGGGCUGUCGAGCCGGAGGAAGGAAGCUGCGCGGAAGCUUCAGCAGUGGAGGGAGUUUUUCAGAGGGGUGGUUCUGGUGCUGCACUUUAGCAGGCCAGUGCGCGCAUGGCAAACACUGGAAUUCUGGCGCCACGUGUACGGUCGCGUGUUUGACGAUAUGGUGACAGUUUCAACGGAAGCAAUCCCCGAGCUGGGAGUCAUUGCGGCCACACCCUCCCCUGCUACCAACACUGAUGCUUCUCUCUCCUACACCGCCCUCCCCACCAUCAUGGAGCAACACGCCUCAGCCUCGGGCUUCCUCUGGCUGGGCGACGAAGCAGUCUUGAACUACUGGGCUGUUGCUGAUACCCCCCUUGACAAGAACAAAAUCUGGUACCUAAACUCUUCCAACCCCAACCACCUCCUCACCCUCCCCCUCGACCAACCGCCCUCCGCACCCAUCCGCACCGCUCUGGACCCAUCGGAUCUCCCCACCCACAUCUCCACAUCGCUCUCGCACCUCUCUGAAUCCCUCCGAGCCCAGCUGGACCGCUCUCUCUGGCCGCGCCACCACUCCUUCCCCCUCGCCGCCUCCCCCUCAUCGGCCUUCUUCAUUCCACAGCGGCUGGUGGAUUCAGCUGCUCUGCACGUCAUCCCUGUGUUUGCUGCUGAAGCCAUACCCGCACAGGUGGCCAUUCCUCUUAUUCUCUUCACACUCGAACAUCCAAAACUUUACGACCCUCGAGGAUUUACCGAUGCUAGAGUUAUAAACCCCCAAGUUAGCCCGGAAACGCAACUGCAACUGCAGCAGCAGGGGCAGCAGGGACAGGGAGGCGAUGAUCCAAUCUCGGAUCAUUCCUUCGCCAUCCGCGUUGCCCUUCGCUGCACAGCCAAUGCGAAGAUUGGUCCAGGGGUUUGGAGGCUUCCUAUUCACUCGAUCAACAGACCGGGGGUGAGGAAAGUAGUGGAGGCAGCAGUGAAUCAGGCUGGGGGUGAUUUUGUUUUACUACUGGCGAAGCUGAAUGCUGGUCUCAAGGAGUAUGCUAAGGAGGAGAUUAAAAGGGUAAAAGCGACGCUGCGUCACCUGUCAGAUGCGGUGGGGAAGCUGAAGCAGGCGGUUCUGGGUGCACCGGCUUGUCCGCGGUUGCGGGAACUCCUGAAGGUGCGAGAGACACAGCUGAAGGAGUACCAAGCCACUCGCCGUGACAGAUUGCAUCUGAUGGCGGGCUAUGGGGAGGAGCUAAAAGGGGAGGUGGUUUCGAAGCAUCUCUCUGCAAGAAUCAAAACCAGAAAGAAACGCACGCAUAUCGCGGAGCUCAGGGUGAAUGGUGCAGCGGUUAGAGACAGACACGGCAUCCUCAAGGAAGCUGCAAAUUUCUACACGGGGUUGUUCGGGGCGGACAAGCGCACACACCAGUCCAACUGGUUGCCUGAUCGUCGGCUGCCGGCAGCGGAAGCAGAGGAGCUGGUUCGGGAUUGGUCAGAGCAGGAGGUCAGGGACGCAAUCAAUGCUCUUGCAUGUGGGAAAUCGCCGGGGCUGGAUGGCAUCCCGAAUGAGUUGUUCGAGCUUCAUUGGGAUCUCCUCGGUGACAGCUUCAUGAGGCUCGCCCGCUCCUUCGCGGCCUCGGCGUUGCUUCCUACAAGCACGAAGGAGGCAGUCACGAUUUUGCUACACAAGAAGGGUGAUAAAGAUCUGCUGGCUAACUAUCGCCCAAUAACAUUGCUCAACUUUACCUACAAGGUGCUGGCGAAGGUGGUUGCCGACCGGAUGAAGUAG
Molecule: messenger RNA, 1968 nt
Organism: Closterium sp. Yama58-4
Lineage: Eukaryota; Viridiplantae; Streptophyta; Zygnematophyceae; Desmidiales; Closteriaceae
Source: the annotation of a GenBank genome assembly